GCUCUGUGGAGCGGUGUGAAUAGUUUCAGGCCGGACGUAUUUUUGGAGCUACACCGCCAACAUGGACGCUGGUUCUCAGCGUGUUUUACAGUAUUUAACAGAAGUUGAAGAGGCAGCUGAGGAUGUUCUCACUGCUAAACAGCAGAUCAUAGACCUGGACAUGAAGCGGAACAGGAACAGGGAGGCGCUGAGCGCUCUGAAACAUGACAUGGCAGACACAGAAAAAGUCAAGGUGUGCUUUGGGAACAUGUUCCUCAAGUUCCCCAAAUCCAAAGCAAGAGAGAUGAUCCAGAAAGAUCAGGAGCAGCUUGACAAGGAGAUCAGCGAUCUUCGUAGAAGCCUGAAGGCAAAAGUCAACUGUCUCAAUGAGAUGCAAGGAAACCCUGAGCUCAUAGGCUACAACCUGUCUCCACUGUCCGCUGAAGAAUUGAAAGCUAUUAACAGCCUCCUGAGGAGGUGACCUGCUGGAGCCACGUUUCUCUUCACUGCUCUGGCAAACAGACGGCCAGAUCCAAGAAAUCCUGCAGUGAAUAUGUGUGAAAAUGUUCCUACGUGUGUCCUCCAGGUUAAAUACUUAGCAACAGGGCAGCAGAGCCCAAGGCUUCAGGGCUCAUAACCAGCCAGAAGCCUUGGACUGGACACUUUUUUAGGACUGUUGCGGCCUUGAUACUGAAUUUAAGAAUGUAUUUUUUGAGUUUAUUGGCUAGAACCUCUUUUUAUUCCCCACAUUCUGAUUAAAAACAGAAUUAAUGUAAGAGUU
Messenger RNA from Poecilia reticulata (guppy), 760 nucleotides. It is a transcript of the gene pdrg1, whose product is annotated as p53 and DNA-damage regulated 1. The record is from RefSeq and is a predicted model, not a curated record. NCBI's taxonomy places the organism in Eukaryota, Metazoa, Chordata, Actinopteri, Cyprinodontiformes, Poeciliidae. Gene Ontology annotation, cellular component: prefoldin complex. Gene Ontology annotation, biological process: protein folding.